Messenger RNA from Dendrobium catenatum, 2325 nucleotides. RefSeq names its product amino acid transporter AVT6E. The transcript is spliced from 2 exons. The coding region runs from base 446 to 1882 and encodes 478 amino acids. Gene Ontology annotation, molecular function: amino acid transmembrane transporter activity. The record is from RefSeq and is a predicted model, not a curated record. Gene Ontology annotation, biological process: amino acid transmembrane transport. Lineage: Eukaryota; Viridiplantae; Streptophyta; Magnoliopsida; Asparagales; Orchidaceae.
CGAAAUCCAGUAGAAAUUUCUCCAGAUUGUAGACUUCGCUCACCCUUCUCCUUAUUGGCGAACCUGAUCUGAUUUCAACGUCUUCUAUCUUGCAGGUUGAGGAUUUUCAGAUCAGAGAAAACUCAAAUUUUUUAGCUUCGCAUUUUCGUUUCUUUCCCAUAAUCAGGUCCACGAUCUUAUUCUACAUACCUGAUUUUCGUUGGUUGACUUCAAAUCUGAUAUUUUUCUUCAGUCGAGAGGAAAAAUCCAAUCCUCAAUCAAAUAUCAAAUUUUUAUCAACAUGUUUCUAUUGAUCUUGUUUUCAGAUCUGAAAACCCCUGUAUUAGCUUGAUUUCUUCUUCCAAACCUGAGAGAUCAUACUUAAAAAUCAGAUUUUGAUCAUUGCCCAUAUUGGCUCAUCUCCGCUUCUUUUCGGUUCUCCUUCUAAAAUCCUUGAAGGCCUAAAAUGAACAGCAAUUACACUGUCAUCUCCAAAAGCUCCUCCAUAGAACUUCAGCACCUUGACAAUGGCAUUGAGAAUGAAAGCCCUAAUCAUAAUGGUACGCUGAAGGAAAGAUUUGAAGAAGAAGAUUUUGAUGAACUCGAUGAUCUUCCCCUCAUUGUCGAUGGUGCUAAGCUCAUGGCUAGCAGUGAUGCUGGCUCAGGCAUCCCUGGCGCAGUUUUCAACCUUGCUACCUCUAUUAUUGGCGCCGGGAUCAUGGCCCUCCCCGCCACCAUGAAGGUUCUUGGCCUUGUACUUGGUUUCAUCGCUAUAGUUGUGAUGGGAGUUCUAUCAGAAAUUAGCAUUGAACUUCUUGUUCGGUUUUCUAACCUCAGCAAAUCUGCUUCCUAUGGUGAAGUAGUACAAUCUGCCCUUGGUUUCCCAAUGAGGAUAUUAUCAGAAAUCUGCAUAAUUAUUAACAAUGCUGGUAUACUAGUGGUUUAUUUGAUUAUCAUUGGAGAUGUGAUGUCAGGUUCACCAGAUCAUGUCGGCGUUUUUGACCAAUUGUUUGGUCAUGGAAUAUGGGAUCUAAGAAAGCUAGUGAUUCUUGCCAUGGUGGUUCUUUUUUUGGCUCCUUUAUGUGCAUUGGAGAAGAUUGAUUCGUUAAGCUUUACAUCAGCUGCUUCUGUUGCUCUUGCCAUUGUUUUUGUUGUAGUCUCUUGUGCAAUUGCCUUUGUGAAGCUUGUGGAGGGAAGGAUUGCAAAACCAAGGAUGGGGCCUGAUUUUGCAAGCAAAGCUGCUAUCCUUGAUUUGCUAGUUGUUAUUCCCAUCAUGACAAAUGCAUAUAUUUGCCAUUUUAAUGUUCAGCCCAUCUACAAUGAGCUGAAGGGAAGAUCUCCUCAGAAGAUGGAUAAGGUUGGGAGGAUCACAACACUUUUGUGUGUGCUAGUAUAUUUCUCUACUGCGGUUUCUGGGUAUCUAUUGUUCGGAGCUGACACGGAAUCAGAUGUGCUCACCAAUUUCGACAAAGAUCUAGGGAUUCAAUUCAGUUCGAUACUGAACUAUGUCAUAAGAAUUGGGUAUGUUCUUCAUCUUGUUCUUGUGUUUCCUGUGAUCCAUUUUUCGCUUCGGCAAACGGUGAGUGUUUUGCUGUUUAAAGAACCACUGCCUCAAGGUAGGGUGAAGAAGUUGGCUUUGACUACAGCAUUGUUGGGGAUUAUUUAUCUUGGUUCUACUAUGGUCCCUAAUAUCUGGGUUGCCUUCAAGUUUACAGGUGCCACCACUGGGCUGUCCUUGGGAUUCAUAUUUCCCUGUUUGAUUGCAUUGAGGCUAGACAAACAAGGUGUGAAUUUGACUCGUGGAGAGAGAUUAUUGUUAUGGAUCAUGUUAUCUUGGGCACUAAUAGUUAGCAUUGUAGGAGUUGUAGGGAAUAUCUAUGGCCUUCAAAGCGAUUCUUCUUAAUGUGACUUCUUUGCACUUUUUUCACAUUUAUAUCAUUAUCAGAUUUAUGGCACUCUUUUGGAUUUCUUGGAGUAGAGCUUGAUGAGAAGACAUAGCAUCAAUUCCACAUUGCCACUUCUAGAUGAGAUAAUUUAUUAGUGAAGAAAUGAUACAGAUUAAGAUAGUAUCACAUUUUGUUGCUGAGAAUAAAAAUUUCUGAGGAAUCUGAUGAAUUAUCAGCAGAUAAACUUGAAAGGAACUUGCAACUAAAAAAGAGGAGUCUUUAAACAGGUUUGGAUGACCACAAACUUUUACUUGAUCAGAGGUUUUGCUCAAAUCCUAGCUCUUGUAAGUUUAUUAAUGAUUAAGAUGGUAUUUUUUUAUUCUUUUUCAUGUAUAAGGCUACAUUAUCCGAUCAACAUGAGGCAUUGGCUUAGAUUACUGAAAAACUAUUUUGUUGCUUU